This is a messenger RNA of Macrobrachium nipponense, 1128 nucleotides long. RefSeq lists its product as uncharacterized. Lineage: Eukaryota; Metazoa; Arthropoda; Malacostraca; Decapoda; Palaemonidae. Gene Ontology annotation, molecular function: phosphomannomutase activity. The record is from RefSeq and is a predicted model, not a curated record. Gene Ontology annotation, biological process: GDP-mannose biosynthetic process; protein N-linked glycosylation; mannose metabolic process. Gene Ontology annotation, cellular component: cytosol.
AUGUCUGGAGGACCUUCACAUAACGUUGAUCUUAGCAAGUUCUCUGGGAUUGUUGGUAAACUUCGAGAAAUCACAGUUACUCCCCAGCCAAUAUCGGAUCUAUCUGGGGAUUCGGAUGGUUUCUCAGGUUUUUCGUGCAUAUCCAUCCCCAGAAAGGAUAUCCCGUUGUUCAGAGAAGGUCGCAACCUUUCUAGAGAAAGAUGUAUGCACAGCGAGGGAGUGGAUGAGUCUGUUGGGGACACUCUCCUCGCUGGAGCAAUUCGUUUCUCUAGGGAGGUUGCACCUCAGACCCCUCCAGUUCAUUCUGAAUCGGAACUGGAACCGCAGAUCUCAGGGUCUAGAUUUCAACUUCAAGAUCUCGAACGAGAUAAAAGAGGAUCUCCGAUGUUGACAAAGAAAGUGUUUAAUGGAAAUGAUAAUUCAUUACUCUCUGCAGGUGUGAUGAAGUUCGAUUAUGUUUUUGCUGAAAAUGGUUUGGUAGCUUACAAGAAUGGGGACCUGAUUGCUAAAGAGUCUAUUCAGAACUACAUGGGAGAAGAAAAACUUCAAACAUUCAUCAAUUUUGCUUUGCGUUACAUGUCUAACAUUACCCUGCCAGUGAAGAGAGGUACAUUCGUAGAAUUUCGUAAUGGCCUCAUUAAUGUUUGUCCAGUAGGUCGUAGUUGCUCCCAAGCAGAAAGAGACCAGUUUGGUGAAUAUGAUAAGGAACAUAACAUCAGAAAGAAAUUUGUGUCUGAAUUAGAGAAAGAAUUUUCUGAUGCUGGUCUGGUGUUUUCUAUAGGUGGGCAGAUCAGCUUUGAUGUUUUCCCCAAAGGAUGGGAUAAGACUUACUGCCUUCGCUUCUUGGAGAAAGAUUUUAAGACCAUACAUUUCUUUGGGGACAAGACAGCUAAGGGUGGUAAUGACCAUGAAAUUUAUGAAGAUCCACGAACUAUCGGUCACACCGUUACCUCUCCAAGUGACACAAGAGCUCAAGUAUCAGAAGUUUUAGGUUUAUGAAUUAGGUAAAAGAGUUCAUACUUGGGCACUUAUAUUUUAAGGUAAUUACAGGUAAUAUUCAUUGUUUGGCCUUUCAAAUCAACAAGUCUCUCUCUCUCUCUCUCUCUCUCUCUCUCUCUCUCUCUCUCU